AAGUAUUGUAUAUUAAAGUCUUUAAACUUUAAAUGAAAGAGUAAAUAUGAGUAAAAAAGAAGAAUUAGCCUAUGGAAAUAAUGAUAUAAGUGAUUUGAACGAGAAUUAUAGGAUGGAUAUUCAAGUGUAUCAGGAGAGAUGUAAAGAACUAGAAGAAGCAGUUAUAGAGGCGCGUACGGCAUUGGAUGAGUUUAAAAUGACAAGCAAAGAGCUUGAAGAUGCAUUAGAACAAGAACUUGAAUAUACGGAAAAACAAUAUGAAAUGUUAAAAGAAAAGAAUACAUAUUUAAAAAAUGAAGUAGAAAGAUGGAAGAAGAAAUAUGAAGAAAUACAAUCAGAAAAUAUAGCAUCUAUAACAGCUAUGGAAAAAGAAAUUGUAACGCUUAGAGAGGCACAUCGACUUAAUAAAUCAAAAAUAACAGAUCUUGAAUUAAGUAAUGAUGCAAUGGAACGUAAAGAAAGAGUAGUUCAAUCAUCAUUUGAGGACUUGGAAAUAAAAUAUAAUAAAAUAAUAGAGGAGAAUGUAUUGCUUGAAGCAGAAUUAACAUCGCAAAAAUAUCUUGAGAUUGAACAUCAACGAUUAAAAGAUGAACUGCGUGAUACACAGCUUGAACUUUCGUUAAUGAAAGAAAAACUUGAACAAGUACAGGCAGAAAAAGAAGAAAUGAUAUCUAGAGCAUUAUUAUUACGUCCAGCACGCCGUAUCAAUACAUCAAAUCAAAAAACAACAUCAAUAGAAGAUGCAGAGAAAAAGAAGAUUUCAGGGGAUUCGUCUUCUAGUCCUAAACUUAAAACACCUAUCGCAAGAAUAAAAGAAAAACAUAUACGAUCACAUUCAAUUAGAAUGAUGCAUGAAAUGUCAAAACAUGUUAAGAACCUUGAAUCACGUCUUCAAUUAUGCCGUGUAUUUGCAAAACCACUUCUUUUACGUUCGAAAUUUUUAGAACCAGAUUCACCUACUAUAAUAUCCAAAUCAAACGAAAAUCAUAAACAAAUAUCGGAAACAUUAGAAUCAUCAGAGAAUCAGCGUACAAUGCCAUUGCCCGAAUCUCAAAUUCCAUUAACAUCUUCCGAACCAUUGCCUAAAAAUGAAUCAUUGAUCUAUGAUUUGCGUAAACCUGUAACACCAACUAGUACAAAAACUUAUGAACCAUCUCAUAUAUUAGAUACAUCAAUGUCAAAAACAAACGUACAAGAGAUAACAGAUCAAUCGAAAAAUGAUGUAGUCAAAUCUUUUCGACGUCUUUCUAUUAAGAAAGUGAUAUUUGAUAUGAAUCCAGCAAAAUCACCUAAAAGAAAAACUAUGCCUUCAACAAUACCAGUUUACAGUGAAAUGCCUAAACGAAGAAUGUCUGGAACUCCACAGAAAACUUUAAAAAAAAUUACAUAUAAUCAUUUGAAAAAAAAAAAUAGUUUACUUGAAAUAUCCUCUAAUAAUGCACAACGAAAAGUGAUCCAUAUGUCUAGUAUGACCAAUUUGUCCAAACAUCAACAUCAAUCAACCCAAUCUUGAUUAAGUUAUUUAACAACGAUUUUAUACAUUUACUUCGCUCUAUA
Pneumocystis carinii B80 is the source of this 1557-nucleotide messenger RNA. RefSeq lists its product as hypothetical. The coding region runs from base 47 to 1513 and encodes 488 amino acids. Gene Ontology annotation, biological process: vesicle transport along microtubule; establishment of mitotic spindle orientation; centrosome localization. Gene Ontology annotation, molecular function: microtubule binding. The transcript is spliced from 5 exons. The record is from RefSeq and is a predicted model, not a curated record. Gene Ontology annotation, cellular component: centrosome; kinesin complex; kinetochore. NCBI's taxonomy places the organism in Eukaryota, Fungi, Ascomycota, Pneumocystomycetes, Pneumocystales, Pneumocystaceae.